Dermacentor andersoni is the source of this 542-nucleotide messenger RNA. RefSeq names its product Ribosomal protein LP1 (gene RpLP1). The record is from RefSeq and is a predicted model, not a curated record. Lineage: Eukaryota; Metazoa; Arthropoda; Arachnida; Ixodida; Ixodidae. Gene Ontology annotation, cellular component: cytosolic large ribosomal subunit; ribosome. Gene Ontology annotation, biological process: cytoplasmic translation; translational elongation. Gene Ontology annotation, molecular function: ribonucleoprotein complex binding; protein kinase activator activity; structural constituent of ribosome.
GAUGCGAUUUCCUUUUCUGUUCGGACGCCAUCAAGGUAGAAGUGCAUCGUUCUCCUCCGGGAGCUAAGGCUAAUCCAGCAGCGUGCACUAAAAAUAUCUGCCAUCAACACCAUUUGACAAGUCCAUUAAGUAAUCAUGCCUUCCAACGAUGAGCUUGCUUGCGUGUACGGCGCCCUGAUUCUCCAAGACGAUGAGAUCGCCGUCACCGCUGAGAAGAUCAGCACCAUCCUGAAGGCUGCAGGCGUCGAUGUCGAGCCGUACUGGCCAGGCCUCUUUGCAAAAGCGCUGGAAGGUCUGGACCUGAAGGGCCUCAUCUCCAACGUUGGCUCUGGUGUGGGCUCUGGACCAGCCGCGGCCGCGGCACCAGUGGCAGCAGCGGCUGCCCCUGCAGCAGGUGGUGGCAAGGCCGAGGCCAAGAAGGAGGAGAAGAAGGAGGAGUCUGAAGAGGAGGAUGACGACAUGGGAUUCGGUCUCUUUGACUGAAGAGGCAGAUCCUGUGGAACUGUUGCGCAGCCUGUGAAUAAAGCUCAGAUUUACCAGUA